ACUAAAUCUGGUCAUGACGCUGACUGCGUCUGCCGAGAGUCAAAAGCAUAGAUAAGUUUUUCCGCUGCAAAGUGCAAACAGUACAAACUGCAAGUUCCGUUCCGCUGUUUGUUGAAGUACUUGAAGAUUAUUUUGUCUAGAUUUUGGCGCUUAAAAAUAUUAUUUGUGUGACACGAUAAUAAUUCAGAACAUUAUACGAAACCACCUCAAAAGCCUAGGAAAGAUCAAGGGAGGGGAGGAUGCGUGUUUGUUUUACGAUCAAUUAAGUAUUUGACAGCCUUCUAAACACUCAACCUAGCGCUGUCUCAUUAGAGAGUCCAACGCAAAACCCGAAUUGGUUAUCAUGCAACUGUUCACAGUUGAGAAUUAAAAUACUGUCAAACAGCUUCAAAGAUUGUUGAAAGAUGGGAGUUCAAGGUUUGACAACUUAUAUGAAUCAAAAUCAACAUUUAUUUUUCAAAAACUACUAUUUACAUGAUACCAGCUUGGUCAUCGACGGUCUUAGCUUAUGCACCCAGCUGUAUUUAUUGACGAACGAUUUCUCGGCAUUUGGUGGUGAUUAUGACAAGAUUGCAUCGUGUACAAAAACGUUUUUCAAAAACUUGCAGAAAUGUAACGUUAAACCUUAUGUUAUUUUUGAUGGGUGCCACGAGAACAGAAAAUUGAGAACGGUCUUUAUUCGCCUUGAAUCCAAGUUAAAAGUCCUCGGUUCUCGUCUAGAUCCAUUGAAGCAGCAUGACUUUCAGAUCUUCCCUUAUCUCCUUCGAGAUGUUUUCAGAGAAGUACUUAUAGAAAUGAAGAUUCCCUAUACAAUUUGUGAGUUUGAAGCAGAUGAUGAAAUUGCAGCUCUAGCAAGAUAUCUUCAAUGUCCUGUACUGAGUUACGAUUCAGAUUUCUUUAUAUAUAACGUUUUAUACAUCCCUUUUAAUAUGUUAGAGACAAAACCAAAGCAAAUCGAGGUGGACGGUAAUAAGGUUUACACAAUGGAAUGUAAACUAUACAAAGUACAAUACGUCUGUGAACAUUUUAGCGGUCUGCAUGAAGAACUUUUACCUUUACUAGCAAUCGUACUUGGAAAUGAUUUUGUAGAAAAAGGGCUCUUUGGUAAAUUCUUGAAUCAACUUAAAUUGACUGAAGUGAAGAGAAAACAGAAUAAGCAACAGAAAAUGAUACAUGCCUUAUUCAGCUGGCUGAAAAAUGAAACCUUAGAUUCUGCUAUCAUUAAAAUACUAGGCAUGCUAAGGAAAAACCAGAUAAAGGAUGUUCAUAAAAUAAUAAAGAAAAAUGUUGAUGGAUAUCACUGCAAUGAAUGUAAAUCUUUGAAAUACUUCAAUAUAUCAACAGAUGUGUUGAUUAAAAAGUCAGAAUAUAAGAUGCCUGAUGUAGAUGAAAUCUUUAAUUCUGAUGAUAAAAAUGAUGAAGGACAUGAUAACGAUUCUGAACCUUUUUUUAAUGAAGACAACACUCAAGAAGAUGAUGAACAGGCGCAGGAUGUUUCCAACCCCAAUUUAGAUAGCUUACCUGAUUGGUUUUCUGAUAAAAUUCGUAAAAACCUUAUACCAACUAGUUAUUUAAAUUUGUAUGCACACCAUUUGCACAUUUACAACCCGCAAGUUGAAAAUGUUACUAAACAGGAUUCUUUUCUCAGUGUUUUACCAAUUGUACGUUUUGCUUUUGAUAUUUUAACAGAUUUUCGCCACGAUCACUGUUUUUAUUUUAGCAGAGAGAAUUGUAAUUAUCGAAAGUUGUUUGUAAAUAGAGAGUAUUCUAUUGAGCGACCUUCAAAUAUAUCUUAUGAACAACUUACAGAUACAGACUUGAAGCAAUAUUUCCAACAUUUUCUUGGUAUAAAACUUGAAAAUUUAGGCUUUGAUGAUAUAAAGUUGUUACCGUCGAAUUUCCAACUUUUUAUGAUAUCAGUUCUUUGGUGGAUUUCUUUUUGUAACGUCCCGGCAGCACAUGCUCACAGUUUAAUCAUGUCAUACAUAAUGUUGGAAAUCAUUGAUGAAAAAAUUGAUUCUUCGCGCGAUCAUUACCAAUUCAAUAAUAAAAAUGCUCAAAAACUAAAAGAGUUGAGACGGAGAGCUGUAAAACAUCUAGGAAGAGAUGAGCUAUUUCUGGAUAAAAACAAAGUUCUAUACGACGAUUGUCUUAUAGCAGCAAGUGUACUUUUAAAACAUUUUGAAAUAGAUCGAAGUAUCCGUAUGAGACCUGAUAGUUAUGACAUUAAUAAAAUACAUUCAUUUGCUCAAUUUCAAUGUGCAUUACAACAAAUAAAUGCAUUAAACACCUUAUGUGCUUCACCAUUUGAAAGUACUGUUUGCUAUAAAAGUUACAAUGGAACUUUUGUGUAUAAUAUAGCUUUAAAAUUAGAAAAUCAGGCAGACCCUUUAACUUUUAUAGAGCAAUAUAUUAAAGGUGCUUCUACUGUAAUAAUGUUCUAUAAAAGUAUUUGUAAAAUUUAUAACGAGUUGUUGAAAAAAAUGAAUUUAUCUACCGUUCAACCAGCACCGGCCUGGCGCCACUCUCGCAAGAGAAAGAGAAACAGGUGGUCACAGAUUUAUUAAGACUAGGUGAAAUUUUUUUGCUAAAUAUUAAAAAAAAUCAAUUGAAAAAAUGACAAGGCUUUGAAGCAAAAGUGGAGAGAAUAAGAGUAAGAAACGUAUUAUCAAGGCAAAAGUUAAUGGAUGGAUCUAUUGGAUACAAGUUAAACUUUGGUUAUUUUGUUUGUUUAAAAAAUAUCAGACUCCAUCCAUGCGUAAUAAAAGGGCUCAUGCAAAAUUUUGCUUUUGGACUUCUGAUUUUUUUUAUUGUGAAAAUCAUAAAUACACCGUAUUGUUCCCAUAAGGUUUCAAUAUUUAUGAGUUUCCGAAAACUGCUUCAAAUACCUACUGAGUACUGACUUAUCUAGAUUUUUUUAUUUUAAUGGGAAACUGGUAUUAUAAACCUUUCUAUAGUGUUGAUAUUUUUAAUUUGUUAUAUUAUUUUAUGUUUACCUACUUGCUUUAAUUUAGAUUUUAGUUUUAAAUUCAAUGUACAUUAUUUGUGACUAUUACAUGUCUUUUGUUAUAAAUAAAUUAAUUAAAAAGCUAAAAAUCCAAAAUGUCAUGUGGCUUAAAGAAAUGUGACGUGUCAAACAUUGUGAAUUGAGGGAUCAAUGGAAAUAAUAUUUUAAAAGUUGGAGAAAAAUAACUAACUGCAAAAACUGACUUUCAAUUAAGAUAAAAGCGUACCUACUUACCAAGAAAUAUUUUUCUAGAUAUUUUGUUUAUGUCUAAUAUUAUGUAGUUAUUUUAAACCGUGUAAGGUUUUUCUCUGGGUGGUGUGUUUUACUUUUAAUCAUCGAUGUAUACUUUUAAUUCAUUAAAAAUAAGUGUUUGUUU
Molecule: messenger RNA, 3383 nt
Organism: Maniola jurtina (meadow brown)
Lineage: Eukaryota; Metazoa; Arthropoda; Insecta; Lepidoptera; Nymphalidae
Gene: ast
Product: protein asteroid-like
Exons: 3
Coding region: 405-2567 (720 amino acids)
Source: RefSeq, a predicted model, not a curated record